AUGUGGAAAGCAAAAACUCUAGAAUCCAUGCUUUGUAGCCCAGUAAAAUGUCCAUCGCCUAACAUAGGAGCCUCAUAUACACAAUCUUCGAAGGAAAUCUCUAACACGGUUAAAAGGGAUGUGCAUCUUCCACCAUGUUCAUCGAUCAUGCACAGCUCCCUUACUUCUGAAAUAAACCAGGCCUCAUUACCACCUCCUGCUUAUCACUACGCUCCUUCUUCUCUCCACCAAACAGAAGAUCCUGUAUGGAGAUCGAGUCCCAAUUCUGUUAUCUUCUCCCCGGUUAUAGCAUCACCACAACCUUUUCCUUUAACGUUCAUUGAACGGCAAUCUUGUUGCCCUAUUUAUUCGACCGCGACUUCCUCUUAUACUUCCCAAUCUGCAUCUCCAUCUACGCAGAAUUUUCGAGACGAAAAUCACAGAGUAACGGGCAAUGAACAGUACUCCCUCCCGAAUGUCCAUACUGGGCAAAAUCCUGGGUCCCUACUGUCUCAAACACAAACUGACUUGGAUCUUAUACAAAAGCAACUACGCGCUGUGGUGAAGCUACGGAAACAAUGCCCCAUCUGUGGGAAGGUUUGUUCGAGACCCUCAACAUUGAGAACUCACUAUUUAAUACACACAGGAGACACGCCUUUCAAGUGUACUUGGGAGCAUUGUAACAAAUCUUUUAAUGUCAAAAGUAACAUGUUGAGGCAUUUAAGAACACAUCAAAAGAAAAUAGCAAAGAAAAAACACCAGUAA
Messenger RNA from Saccharomyces mikatae IFO 1815, 744 nucleotides. RefSeq lists its product as uncharacterized. Lineage: Eukaryota; Fungi; Ascomycota; Saccharomycetes; Saccharomycetales; Saccharomycetaceae. The transcript has a single exon. The record is from RefSeq and is a predicted model, not a curated record. Gene Ontology annotation, molecular function: DNA-binding transcription factor activity; RNA polymerase II cis-regulatory region sequence-specific DNA binding. The coding region runs from base 1 to 744 and encodes 247 amino acids. Gene Ontology annotation, biological process: regulation of transcription by RNA polymerase II.